This is a messenger RNA of Pocillopora meandrina, 1032 nucleotides long. The record is from the annotation of a GenBank genome assembly. NCBI's taxonomy places the organism in Eukaryota, Metazoa, Cnidaria, Anthozoa, Scleractinia, Pocilloporidae.
AUGUCUUUAAAGAUUGACUGUACUUGGGCAAGAGUGUUUCUUAGAGAAACUAAAAGUUUAAGCAAAACUGAAAGGAUUCCCGGUGAAGGAAAUGCGAAGUUUGCUGCUAGAUUGCUGCAAGAUGGAUUUAAAAUCUUCGAUGAACAUUUUCAAGAAUACCCUGGGCUACACAUGAAACGGGAAGACUUCAUGCGGCAUUACAGAACCAUUGAUGAAAAAUUUUACAACUGGAGAAGCAAAACCGAAAAAGAAGCAUACCUAACAGCGUUUUCCUCAAAGAACUGGAAUGAGGGCAAAGUAAUAAGUAAAGAAGGGAAAAAAGAUCACUCGUUGACCAGCUGCCAGGCCUGUCUUUUAUUCAACUCUCAAUUACAAUCUACCUUCCCAAUAAGUAAGUUUUGCAGAGGGGCUAGGAAAGGACCCCUGACUGAACUUAACACAAAUAUCAAGAGACAAUGUCAGAGAGAACCUAAGGUCACAAAAAGGAAAUUAAAAAGCAUUGGGGAAGCAAUAUAUGCCACCUACAAUGAAAAAUGCCAGGAAAACUUUCAAAAAUCACUUAGUGACAUUCUAGUACUUGUCCCUGAAGCUGGUCUUCAAAAGAAGCCUUCACCUGCUGAAAAGAAAAAAAUGAAGAGAAAUGAGCGAAGGCAAACAAAAAAAGAACUAGAGACCAAAAUGUCACAAAAUGACAGUGCUGUUCACUUUAGCCUUCGUCAGUCUUACAGUUCAAGACAAGUCCAAAGAAUGGCCCUGUCCUUUGAAACCUUUGAAGAGGCCAAGGAGAGAGCAAAAACGACCCCACCAAAGGUCAGGGAACGAUCCCACACAGCUUCACCUGCUAACAUAGAAGGAAAGUUGGACCAGCUACUAGCAGAUGUAGAGUCAUGGCCUGAUGGUCCUCCAAACUGGUCAGAAAAGGCCAGAAUGUACAACAUCAAAACCAGGGGAAGUGAUUCGACACCUGGCAAUGGAGGGCAAUUAGUCAAAGCCUUUUUACAGUCAAAAAGAGCAGACAUUACCCGAUUUAAG